This is a messenger RNA of Ruditapes philippinarum (Manila clam), 1430 nucleotides long. RefSeq lists its product as uncharacterized. NCBI's taxonomy places the organism in Eukaryota, Metazoa, Mollusca, Bivalvia, Venerida, Veneridae. The record is from RefSeq and is a predicted model, not a curated record. Bases 56 to 1195 code for a protein of 379 amino acids. The transcript has 11 exons.
CUCCCUUUAAUGAGUACACGCCAUUUUCAGCAAAGCAAAGGUCUAUAUAACAGGUAUGAACCCUUCAUGCUUUAAGAGGCUGUUGAUUCCUGACUCUAUGAGCCUGAUAAACUGUUUAACAUCAGUCAAUCUGCGUACAUAUUGCUUAAAGGCAGGCAAACUGGGAUACUGUGGCUUGACAGGUCUAGAUGCUGUGGUGUCAUAUAUAUCAGCUCAUAUGAGAAAACAAGGAAGAAUUGAUACAGAUCUUUUGGUGAUUGAUAACCCAGUUAGUGGAGAAGUUGUAAAACAGUUUAAAAAGGCUGGUGUCAAGAAGAUAGCAUGUACUAUCAAAGAAGAGGAACACUUUUUGAAAAUAAAGGAGCAGCUAACAGGGUCGCAUCAUGUUUACCUGUACAAUCUAUUAGGCAUGCAUAAACAAUGGGCAGAAAAACUACCUAAUGUAGUUGAAUCAGAGGUGAAAUUACUAGCAUCAGUUGGAGAUGUAACAGGACUUGUAAUUCUGGCUUCUGGUAUUUCUGAUGUUGAGAGCUUGGAUGUUCAUAGACACCUCCUUAAACGAGUGAUGACCAACAAUGUGGAUGGUUUUAACAGUAUCAAAAAAAUACAUUGGAUUUUAGCUUUAUCUGAAAAAAGUGUAACAUCAAAAAAGCACUUCCAAAGUAAUUUUUCAGUAAUAAAACUGAUUAAUUCAUUUUAUAAGCACAAGAAUGGAAUAAAUAUAAGUCUCGAUGAGUCCCGCUCAAUAUUUUGUGAAAAUCUAGAUUCAAAGAAAUUUCAUAAAGAGUCUAGUAUUAAUGUAGUGAGGAAGAAGAGUAAGAUAUCUAGUAUAAAAAACUCUGAUGUACAUUUUAUGCACUUUGUUCCGAAGUCAAGUGUGUUACAAAAGUUGAGAGUAGAAGAGAGGAUUGAAUUUAAAACUUUUGUGUGUACAAUAAAUGGACCUCAGAGACUUAUACCUGCAUUAGAGAAGUUGAUACCUGGAUGUGGCCUUGAAUUGAUAGAGCUUGGAUAUGGAAUGGCUGAUGAAGUUCAAAAGAUUCGCGCAAAUAAGUUGUUGAAAUUAUACAAGGAUGUUAAGAGCUUACCAGAGUUCAAAGGGUCAGCACUUCAUGCUCUGUUAACAAGAAAGGAUGCUGAGAUAGAUUUGCAAGACUUGCAAUAUGAUUAUAAUAUGUCUAUGGUGAAAUGGUGACAGAAGCAACUGUGGUCAAAUUUUAAUAUGAUAAGAUGCAAGAUUUGAUUCAUUGUUUCUUGAACAUGAAAGUAAAGUAUGUGUUUCUGAUGUGAUAAUCCACUGUGAUUGUGAUAUCAAUAAGUUUUAAAGUAAUCAGUGAAAAUUUGGAGUUAGCCAAUGAUAAAACACUUGUUAUUAUGAAGUAUUUUUAUUGAUCAUUGAUUAUAUAAUAAAAGUAGAAGACAGUAAAAAA